CAAAAGCUCGUCGAGCCAGAAAAACAGCUCGGCGUCCACUCACACACCCCGUGGAAACACCUGACAAUCAUAACAGCUCGGCGUCCGCAUACCUCCACCGAGCGCUGCUUUUUACCCACCGUCGGAGGUACUCCCAGCCAAAAUGAGUAAAAUCACGAAAUUCUUUAAAGGGAGUUCGAGCUCCGGCUCGUCGUCGUCCGGGGGUAGGUCCAAACACCAUCACCGGUCCAAGGGGGGACCCUCUGCCGGGGAGGCCAUCCACAAGCUCCGGGAGACCGAGGAUAUGUUGAGCAAGAAACAGGAUUACCUGGAAAAAAGAAUAGAGCAGGAAGUAAUGGUAGCCAAAAAGCACGGCACAAGAAAUAAGAGAGCUGCCCUGCAGGCCCUGAAAAGGAAGAAGCGCCUGGAGCAGCAGCUGACACAGAUCGACGGCACGCUUUCUACCAUCGAGUUCCAGCGGGAGGCUCUGGAGAACUCGCACACCAACACAGAGGUGGUGAGAAACAUGGGCUACGCUGCCCAGGCCAUGAAGAAGGUCCACGAGAGCAUGGAUCUAAACAAGAUAGACGAUCUAAUGGAGGACAUCAACGAACAGCAAGAUGUGGCUCGUGAGAUCAAUGAAGCUAUCUCCCGACCUUAUGGUGACACUUUCGACGAGGAUGAGCUGCUGGCUGAGCUGGAGGAGCUCGAGCAGGAAGACAUGGACGAGAACCUGAAGAGCAUGGGUGGACUGCCCUCGGUGCCCAGUGCCAGACUGCCCUCGGCUCCAUCAGGACGGGUAGCUCACCGCGCAACGGCCAGAAGAAGGGCUGAUGAUGAGGAAGACAUGCGCAUGCUGGCAUCAUGGGGAUCAUAAGCCAUUUUUUAAGGGGAGGAGGGAACUAAGCAAUGACAGACUUUCAUUUUAAAUUUCUCAGUGGGUUUGAAGCAAUUACCACCAUGUUGGGACAUCUUCCCCGUGUGUUAAUUGAGCAGUUGCCAUGCUACAUUUAAAGAAAUUAUUACUGUGCUUCCUGUCACUUUUUUUCUGUUUCAUUUUAAAAUUUGAUCUGAAUUCAAAUUGGCGCAGAGUAACUUACGCUAAAGGAUUUCCAGCACUGAGCAUCAAACUACACUACUUGUUCCACAGCUGUAGAUAAUCUCUUUGCUCUAUUGUAAAUAUUUUUGCUUUUAUUUUCAACUAUAAUAAAAAACAUAUGAUGAACAUA
Messenger RNA from Syngnathus typhle (broad-nosed pipefish), 1208 nucleotides. It is a transcript of the gene chmp4c, whose product is annotated as charged multivesicular body protein 4C. Lineage: Eukaryota; Metazoa; Chordata; Actinopteri; Syngnathiformes; Syngnathidae. The transcript has 5 exons. The coding region runs from base 143 to 856 and encodes 237 amino acids. Gene Ontology annotation, cellular component: cytoplasmic side of plasma membrane; ESCRT III complex; multivesicular body. The record is from RefSeq and is a predicted model, not a curated record. Gene Ontology annotation, biological process: vesicle budding from membrane; late endosome to vacuole transport via multivesicular body sorting pathway.